AUGAACUGGAUGCAGCCGCUGGUGGAGGUGUCCUUGGGGGAGGAGCAGUACCCCGUGGACCCCCAGCAGGAGACCAACACAGACUUUCAGAAGCAGGGAUGCCAUGCCUUCUACGCCGACCUCUUCCAGGAGCCUCACAUCAGUGGCCUGGGCAUCAGCUACCAGAGUUACGCGCCGCCCAGCCUCAGCAGUCCGGCCCUGGAGUUCUCGCUGACUCUCCUCCGCAUUGCCCUUCUGGAGGAAACCUUCUCUUUGGGGGCUACUGGCAAAGCCAACAAGACAGUGUUGGUGGAGGCAGCCCGUGGUGUGCUGAAGGAGGACCUUGCCAUGGGUCUGCUGUUGCUGCUGUCACUGCGGGAGGUGGAGGAGGCGAGGGCGGUGCUGGCGGCUCUCCCUCGCACUGAUGUGUCCCUGCAGGUGACCCAGUACUACGCCGCCCUGCAGCUGUACACCCGCCUGCACCCAUGGACACAGCCUGGCAUCGCCCCAGCCUUCCUGCACCCCCCUCAGGACGUCAUUGCAGCGGUGGCGGCAGCAGUUGACUCAGGUGCAACAACUAGACUGGGCCAGGAAACAGAGCCCUUAGUGGAGUUGUUCAGGGCCACCCAAGGCCUGGUGGAGGACUACAUGCAGGGCCAGGCCUUGCGGCGCCUCGGGGCCGGUGUGGACAUGGCCCGCUUCCUUGCAGACGCUGGGUACAAGGAAGAUACAGUGCUUGGCCUGGCCCUGACACUGGAGGCAGAGGUGCUGGAGCUGGCCGUAGCACUGGCCAAGAAGUACCAGGUGUCUCUGUGGGAGGUGAACAUGGCUCACCUCCAGCACCUCUUCUCCUCCGGCCUGGAAACAGAGGAGGUGAGGCAAAGGGUGGCCGAGCAGGACCUAGUGACCACCCUCUCGGAACGGCCCGAUGACUUCACUACACGAAUGGAAGAGACUGUCCUGCCAGCCAUUGAUGGGAAGGACCUGGACAGACUGCUGUUGUACUACACCCUGCUGGAGUCCUCAACACAGGGCGCCUCAGAGCAGCAGGCAGCAUCACACGUCAGACUCCUGAAGAAGCUAAAGGGGGCUGCAAAUGGCCUGGACUACAAGUUACUGUUACAGCCAGACUCUGACCCGUUGGAAACACUGCGGCCGGUGCUGACAGCCGGAAAUGUGGGGGUGCUGGCCAAGGCAGUGCAGGGGGUGCCGGGGCGGGGCGGUGCGGGGCUGGAGCCAAGCACUGUGUAUUGUGCCUGGGCACAGAAACACUUCUUUGAUCUGCCCAAGGAACACAAGCUGAAGACUGUGAGUGACUGGGUGCACAGGUAUGAGGCGUGUGGGGAGUACCUGCAAAAGAUGACAGCCCAGGAUGCCCUUAAGUUCCUGCGGCAGCUUGUCCUCUCAGAAACUGGUGCCUCAAAGGUUCCUCUGGAGGCAAGAGCUGAGAUGACAAGGAGGGCACUUAAGUUUUGUCGACAGCAGCAGAGUAAACAGAAGUUUACUGAGGAUGAGGAAGGCUGGAUGCUGCAGCAGAGUGACGACCCACGCCUCAGGGACUAUGCCAGGAGGUUCGCUCAGACAGGAGGAGAUGAGAAAGAGCUGCAGUGUGUGGCUUGUGCGGUGUUGCUGGAGGGCGGGGAGCUGGGCCUGUUGCAGGAGGUGCUGGCAGUGUUCCCUGAGCAGGCAGCCACCACCCCUGAAGACAUCAUGGUGCAGACCUUGAAGCAGCUCCUGGCCCAGUGGAGGACAGGGGCCCACCAGAUGAGCUUACCUGAAGGGAGGAGCCAGGUGAGUGUGCUGGACCACCUCCUUCUACAGGUGCACACUUACCUGGAGGAGGGCGGGGAGCUGCUGGCAGAGGAGGAGGUGCUGGAGGAGGUGCGGGAGCUGUGUGGGGACGAGGAGGUGGCUCUGGAGGCGCGGGUGGAGGUGCUGACAGUGGCUGAGAAGCACCUAUCCCUGAGUGAGGAGGACCUGCAGCUGGUGAGGGUGAUGAGGACAGGAGGUGUGGUGGCUGGGGCCUGGCCAGGGGAAGUGGUGGCACCUGAACAGCUGGCUUCAAGUGAGGCUCGGGCUGCCCUCCUGACAUCCCUCGCUGCCUCCACCUCCUCUCCAGCUCAGGCAAAGGCUCUUGUGCACCUCCUCAAUCUGUGGCCGCCCUUUGAUGCACAGGAAUACAACAGCAUGACGACCAAUCCAUGGCUGACAGUGCUCAACAAGGUGGUGGAGGUGACCCAGGAUGACCCAGCUGGCCUGCAGGUGGUGUGGGAGGCGGCACAGCAGGCUCAUAGUCUUGGCCAGCUGUCGGGGGAGUGCCUGGCAGAGCUGGUGGGGACACUGCAGGGGCUGGGGCGGGGCGGCCUGCGGUGCUGCUGCAAGGUGGCGCUGCUGUCCCCUGACCCUGAGGUGCACCGAGCCGUGGUGGAAGGCAUCACUGCACUGGAGGAGGUGACAGAGGCAGACUAUGAUGGGGAGCUUCUGAACAAGAUCGUGUCCCAAGGGUUGGUGACCCCCCUGGUUUCCACGCCCCUGUAUGGACCCCUUGUGACGCACCUGGUGGAGAGUGCAGACCCAGAUGCAGUGGAGCAGGCAGUGGAGCAGCUGAGUGAGGCAGGACACCCACGGGAGGCAGCAAGCUUAGCCUGCCGCACCACCUCCCUGCCUAGGACACUGUUGACGGCUGCUGCUGCUCUCAAGACAUACAGAAGAUGGCUCUGA
Messenger RNA from Scylla paramamosain (green mud crab), 2700 nucleotides. Its product is annotated as NBAS subunit of NRZ tethering complex-like. Gene Ontology annotation, biological process: retrograde vesicle-mediated transport, Golgi to endoplasmic reticulum. Gene Ontology annotation, molecular function: SNARE binding. The coding region runs from base 1 to 2700 and encodes 899 amino acids. The record is from RefSeq and is a predicted model, not a curated record. Gene Ontology annotation, cellular component: Dsl1/NZR complex. The transcript is spliced from 15 exons. Lineage: Eukaryota; Metazoa; Arthropoda; Malacostraca; Decapoda; Portunidae.